Messenger RNA from Pecten maximus, 2214 nucleotides. Its product is annotated as ribosomal biogenesis protein LAS1L-like. Lineage: Eukaryota; Metazoa; Mollusca; Bivalvia; Pectinida; Pectinidae. Gene Ontology annotation, biological process: maturation of LSU-rRNA; maturation of 5.8S rRNA. The coding region runs from base 69 to 1895 and encodes 608 amino acids. The record is from RefSeq and is a predicted model, not a curated record. Gene Ontology annotation, molecular function: endonuclease activity. The transcript has 14 exons. Gene Ontology annotation, cellular component: preribosome, large subunit precursor; Las1 complex.
UACUGUCGCUUCUUCAAAACUUCCGUACUAAAUCCACAUACACAUACACACGUGUGAUCGCUUCAGAAAUGAGUGAUCACACCAAAAGAAGAGUUGUGCCGUGGAAAAACAGGAACGAGUUUGAGUGUGUCUACAAUGAGAUUUUUGGUGAUAAUUCCCAGCUACAGACACAUGCUGUUGGGAGGAUUGAUGUCUGGAGAAGCAGGGCUUUACACAAAAUUCCAGUAGCCAUUGACAGCACAGCAGCCAUCGUUCAUGCCAAGCUUUAUCACCAGAAGGCAGUUCAGUCAAAACAAGAUCGGCAACAAGAUAAUGAGAUACGCUCUUCAUACAGCCUGGCACUUAUCAGAUUUGUCAAUCACAUAACUGAAAAAAGACAGAUAGGGGAGUAUGCCCAGCCUGUCCAUGUGCUGGCUAGCAAGGUUGGUGUGCCUGAGUGGAUUGUAGAACUGCGACAUGAUGCCACCCAUCGACACCUGCCACCUCUUCCCAUGCUUGUUUCAGCAUGUGAUUGGGCACUUUCCUGGCUCAAGAAUGAAUUUUGGAAAAAGCAGCUGAGUUCCAUGGCACAGAAAGUUGAGAGGAAGAAUACUGAAAACUCUGCUGAUAAAUUUGAUGUUAAAGGGCUCCUGGAAAACUAUGAGCAGCAGAAGUUUCAGAAAACAAACAAAGACAAUUCCUGGAAAAUUGUAAAAGACUUGGAAAAAUUUCCCAUUGAAAAUAGACAGGAGUUAGUGGCCUGCCUGGUAGAAGAUGGCUUUAUGAUACCUACUCGUGAGCAGCUACAAGCUUUAAGGAUUCCUCCUUCCAAGUUGGACAAGCCAGGCUAUACUCUUCCACACAUGAUUAUAUCAUUCUGGAAACCUGUCCUUCAAUUCCUUCAUCAAGUUAAUCUCACUAACAGUCUCUUGAUAAAGUUGACAUCAGAAAUAUCAACAGAAUCCUGUAGACGGAACUACACAAUGUGUCGUUGGAUUAACACUAUAGUUACAGCCAAUGGACAAGCUGGUGCCAAGAAUUUAAGUCAAACUCCGACAAGACUGUAUCAGCAGUCAGUAUCCUUGACUUUUCGUCCUCUACUGCGGUCACUCCUCAAUAAUUUGUGUGGCCAUACCAUCCCCUUAAUCAAAAGAUUAUUAGACCUUGGAAAAGAGAAAGGAGAGUAUUCACAGACCCAGGUUACAAUGUUAAAUACUCUUAUAAACAAACUGAAGCCAUCUUCACCUAAAGGACAGUCACUAUUCAUAGGGGAAGGAGAAAGUGAUGAUUUGGAUCAGACAGUAUUCACAAGGGAGGGAGAGACUGAAGAUCUGGAGGCUGUAUACUCCGGGGAUGGAGAAAGUGAUGAUCUGGACCAGACUCUCUCCACAGGGCAGGGAGAAAGUGACAAUCUCGAACAAACUUUACCUUUGGUGCAGGAUGGAACUGAUAUGGUUUCACCUGGAGGACAGGGAGGAACAAAUACACAGGAGGACCGGGAUAAAGCUAUAUACAGGGUGCAAGAUUUAAAAUCCCGGAAAAGGAAAUUAGAAGCUUCAGAAGAUGACAUUCCUGUAAAAGUGGCAUCACGGAAUGUUUGUGCCCAUUUAAACUGGCAGUUCUAUGAAGAUGAAGUGGAUUGGUCACAGAUUCCGAUUGGAAUACUUCCUGGCCAAUCUUUGGAUUACUUGACCCUCGACCUAUCAACAAAUAUUGAGGAAAGUUUCUCUAACGACAUAUCAAUGACCGUCGAUGAAGAUUUUGAUGACAAUGAAGAGUCAAGUGGUGAAGAAGAUACGAAUAAGGAAAUAACAUGUUCUGAAGAGACUUGCCAUCCAGAUAAAGGAACUGUCCCGAGCUCCACGUGGACCUCCCAACAGAUGGCCAAAAUAAAACGUGGUGUCCGACUUUUGUGAUACUAAUGCGAAACAAUAUGUUAUGCUUAUCAAAUAUAGGAUGCACAUCGCUAUGUUAUGCUAGGUGAAUUUGAUUAAAAUAAAUUAAGUCUUUGAUCAAACGAAAAUUACGAUUUGUUGAUGUAGUUAGCAUUACUUUUAUCAUUGUAGUGAAGAUCACAAAUGCUCUCUUUUCCCACAGUAGUGUGUGAAAUCAGUGUUCUGGCGAUCUCGCUACAUCAAUACUCACUUUUAUUUUGUUUCGAAAGCAAAUCUGAUAAGCGGAUUCCAUCUUCAGUCACUGGUACCAGUAAACGAAAAGAUAAAUUGGCUGUGUUAA